Molecule: messenger RNA, 873 nt
Organism: Sorex fumeus (smoky shrew)
Lineage: Eukaryota; Metazoa; Chordata; Mammalia; Eulipotyphla; Soricidae
Gene: STAR
Product: steroidogenic acute regulatory protein
Exons: 7
Coding region: 1-858 (285 amino acids)
Biological process (GO): regulation of steroid biosynthetic process; intracellular cholesterol transport; steroid biosynthetic process
Cellular component (GO): mitochondrion; mitochondrial intermembrane space
Molecular function (GO): cholesterol binding; cholesterol transfer activity
Source: RefSeq, a predicted model, not a curated record
AUGUUCCUCGCCACGGUCAAGCUGUGCGCCGGCAGCUCCUACAGACAUGCGAGCAACAUGAAGGGGCUGAGACAGCAGACGGUGCGGGCCAUCGGGCAGGAGCUGAACCGCAGGGCUCUGGCGGGCCCAAGCCCUGGUGCUUGGAUUAAUCAAGUUCGGCGUCGGAGCUCUCUGCUGGGCUCCCGGCUGGAAGAGACGCUUUACAGCGAACAGGAGCGGGCCUACAUCCAGCAGGGGGAGGAGGCCCUGCAGAAGGCCCUGGGCAUCCUUGGCGACCCCAGUGGCUGGAAGAAGGAGAACCAGCAGGGGAAUGGGGACCUGGUGCUGAGUAAGGUGAUCCCAGACGUGGGCAAGGUGUUCCGGCUGGAGGUGGAGGUGGAGCAGCCCGUGGACAGGCUCUACGAAGAACUGGUGGAGCGCAUGGAGGCCAUGGGAGAGUGGAACCCCAACGUCAAGGCGGUCAAGGUUCUGCAGAAGAUCGGAAAGGACACUAUCAUCACCCACGAGCUGACCGCGGAGUCGGCAGGGAACCUGGUGGGGCCCCGCGACUUCGUCAGCGUGCGCUGCGCCAAGCGCCGAGGCUCCACCUGUGUGCUGGCCGGCAUGGCCACGGAGUUCGGGGACAUGCCUGAGCAGAAGGGGGUCAUCAGAGCCGAGCAUGGUCCCACCUGCAUGCUGCUCCGGCCCGUGACAGGGAGCCCCUCAAAGACCAAACUCACCUGGCUGCUCAGCAUCGACCUCAAGGGCUGGCUGCCGAAGACUAUCAUCAACCAGGUGCUCUCCCAGACCCAGGUGGACUUCGCCAACCAUCUGCGCCAGCGGCUGAAGUCCAGCGUCCCCGCGGAAGCCCGGGGCUAGAGAGGAGGCUGCUCC